This is a messenger RNA of Rhagoletis zephyria (snowberry fruit fly), 372 nucleotides long. Lineage: Eukaryota; Metazoa; Arthropoda; Insecta; Diptera; Tephritidae. The record is from RefSeq and is a predicted model, not a curated record.
AUGGCCAACAAUGAUGAGGAGGCGGUGGGCGAGACCAUCUUUGGGCGGAUGCUCACCGGGCAAGAGCCGAGCAGGUUCAUCUACGAGGACGAGCAGUGCGUCGCCUUUGAUGACAUCAACCCUACCGCACCGGUGCACUUUCUGGUCAUUCCGCGGAAGCCCAUUCGCCAGCUGGCGGACGCCACCGAGGAGGAUCAACUGCUACUGGGGCAUCUGCUGCUGGUGGGCAAUCGGAUCGCUCGUGAGCAGAAGCGAAUGGCCGCAGAUGGGUACCGGGUGGUGAUCAACAGCGGCCACAAUGGCUUCCAGACUAUCUACCACCUGCAUCUGCACUUUAUCGGCGGGCGGCAGCUGGGAUGGCCAUUCGGAUGA